Messenger RNA from Cucumis sativus (cucumber), 1711 nucleotides. Its product is annotated as RNA polymerase II subunit 5-mediating protein homolog. The record is from RefSeq and is a predicted model, not a curated record. Gene Ontology annotation, molecular function: chromatin binding; phosphatase inhibitor activity; transcription corepressor activity. The transcript has 11 exons. Bases 305 to 1468 code for a protein of 387 amino acids. Lineage: Eukaryota; Viridiplantae; Streptophyta; Magnoliopsida; Cucurbitales; Cucurbitaceae. Gene Ontology annotation, biological process: negative regulation of phosphatase activity; negative regulation of transcription by RNA polymerase II.
CGUAAUUCCCCUAGCAAUUGAGUACAAAACAUUUCAAAAUAGCGAGCAAAAAUCAAAAUUAAGUUGCGGCCUUCAGUCCUGCCAGUGAGCAAGCCGUCGGAGUUCGCGGCGGCCUCUGGGUUCUGUCGUCCUCAUCGUUGUCCACCUCGCGCUUACCGUUGAAGGUUGAUUGGCUGAUUCUCGAAGUUUCUCGUGAGGCGGUUCGCCCUUACGGCCUUACCAUCAGAGCCUGCCUUCUGAGGUUGUGAGGUCUAAGCCCCCAAUUUGCGAGGCUGAAGUUGAAGGCUCACAGAGCGGCGUGAUCAUGGAAUCAGGACGGGUAAAGGGAACCGUGACGUCGUUAGCCUCCUUAUUUCCGGCUCAGGAUGCCCGCAAGGCUGCAUCGCGCGUCCAAGAUGCGAUUUCUGAGAAGCAGAGGGAGCUUGAGCAACUCCGAGGAUUCAUAACCGAUAACGAUAAUCUGAUAAAGCUCGUCCAGAAAUUACCUGAAGAGCUUCACCAUGAAGUUAUGGUUCCAUUUGGGAAAGCAGCGUUUUUCCCUGGGCGUUUGAUUCAUACGAACGAGUUUCUGGUUCUUCUUGGGGAAGGUUACUAUGCUGAGAGAACAUCCAAACAAACAGCGGAGAUUUUGAAAAGAAGAGGUAAGGCUUUGGAUUCUCAAGUUGAUUCUCUGAAGGCCAUGAUGGAUAAUCUUAAAGCCGAGGCCUCAUUUUUUGAUGCUACAGCUUCUGAGGCUGAGGAUGGUCUAGUCGAGAUAAAGGAGGAAUAUGUGGAAGAAAACUUUUGUGAGCAGGAAUCCACAUCAGGAGUGAACAAGCAAGAUGUUCCUAGUGUUUCUGGAGUUGACAAGGCAAAGAUUGCAGAAAUCGAUGCAGAAUAUGCCCGUAUGAUGGCCAGAUUCGACGAACUUGAGAAGGAAGAAGAACUUGCUGCUGCAAAUGGCAACAAAAGUGAUGAUGAGGAUGAGGAAGAGAAAGGAACUCAAAAUCAAUCUUUAGAGAGGUUCUAUGGUGAUAAGCAGAGCCUUUCAAAGGGAAGUACAUCUACGUGGCCGAGGGAUGAAAAUGUAAGCAGUAAAGAGCUACUGAAUAAGUAUCAGAAACAACAAGAGGCCUCAACCAACCCAUCAAAUCGUUCAGUCCUAAACCAUGUUCCUUUUGUUACGCAGUGUUCAGGGCUGUCGGUACAAACGUCACCCAAAGAAGAUGUAACAAGUGGCAACAAUUCUUUGACUGAGUCUCAGCGAGUGAUAAACCCUAAUCCUGCUGCAAAGUCUGUAACGUUUGCUGAAGUAAAAGAAAAGAAUCAAACAUUGCCUCCAUCUACCAAUCAGGCUUUCACAGGAUCCAUAAUUGAGCGACCUCCUAUCAUACCAAAGACUUCUAAACAAGAAACAGAAACUACAUUGCAGCCUUCUGGUUCUCAACCUUCAAAACCAGUAUCCAGAUUCAAGAUGCAAAGAAGAUAGUGAACUGACACUACAAUAUCAUACUUGAAAAUGUAUCUUAAAGUUUUGCCAGCAAUUGAUUUUGUUUGCUAGUUUAGAUAAAAUUCUGUCUAGUUCAUUAUGCCUUGGUCCGGUUCUCCAAUAAUAUUAACUAAAGAGAUAAGUAUUGCCUUUAGAUUGUGAGAGGCAGAAAAACUGACAGUCUAAUUAACAAUACUAAAUUUAUGUUAUGAAACAAUUACUAAGAUUCUCUUUAUAACAAAA